AUGAGUAGGAAAAGAAAGACUGAAACAGAAUUAGUAGGAAGGGGGAAAGGCUUACAGGCGCUUGUGCAGCAUCUAGAUGUGUUACAAGAAGACAAGGAGGGCUUGUAUGAAGUCCAAGAAUCUCCCUCCAAAAAAUUUCAAGCUGCAAAUAUGUUAUCUAUCAAAGGAGCCCAGACUGAAAUCCAACAGGAAAGAGGAAGCAAAUACACUGAGGUUGUUCAGCAGAAACAAAACACUUCUGCUACAGUUCCAUCUAAGGUGAACAUCAUCCAGCCAAUGCUGACAAAUCCAGUAAUAACACCUUCCAAUCCUGCUCACAACGGCCGUGUGUGCAGCACAUGGGGCAACUUCCACUUCAAGACCUUUGAUGGAGACAUAUUCUCCUUCCCUGGGCUCUGUAAUUAUGUUUUUGCAUCCCAUUGCAACACACCCUAUGAGGAUUUCAACAUCCAGAUUAGGCGCAUAGUGGUGGAAAAUGCUCCAACGGUCAACCGUAUCACCAUGAAACUUGAAGGUGUAGCUGCUGAACUAACAAAGGAUGUUGUCGUGAUCAACGGUAACAGAGUUCAACUGCCAUACAGCCAAUCCGGAAUUACCAUAGCAAAAAGCAGCAUUUAUGUGAAAGUUGCCAGCAAAAUGGGUAUUGUGUUAAUGUGGAAUGAAGAUGAUAGUAUCCUGCUGGAAUUGAAUGAGAAAUAUGCCAAUCAGACCUGUGGACUUUGUGGGGACUUCAACGGCUUUCCAAUUUACAAUGAGUUCUAUUCAAACAAUAUUAAGAUGACAGCCUUGCAGUUUGGGAAUAUGCAGAAAAUGGAUGGGCCAACAGAACACUGUGAAGACUCCCUUCCUACCCUGCCACAUAAUUGCACUGAUAAUUUUGAUGACAUAUGCCAGAAAACAUUGACCAGCUCUGCAUUUGAAGAGUGUAAUGACCUAGUUGAUGUUAGAGAGUACAUUAUGGCUUGCCAAGAUGACUUGUGCCUCUCUGAAGAGUCUAAGAAUGCCUCAUGUAUCUGUGACACCUUUGCUGAAUACUCCCGGCAGUGUGCUCAUGCUGGUGGGCAUCCUUGGAACUGGAGAACCUCAAAACUGUGCCCCAAGAAGUGUCCUUACAACAUGCAGUACCAGGAGUGCAGCUCUCCCUGUGCUGACACAUGCACCAAUCCUGAACGAUCUCAGUUUUGUGAAGAACACUGUAUGGAUGGUUGUUUCUGCCCCCCAGGGACUGUAUUUGAUGACAUCAACAAUUCUGGCUGCAUUCCCCAUCAGCAGUGCUCCUGUGUUUACAAUGGCAACACCUAUGCUACAGGGACUUCUUUUUCAGAGCAGUGGCAAACCUGUACCUGUAAUGGAGGCCGGUGGAGUUGCCAAGACACGUCAUACCCAGGAACAUGUUCAGUAGAGGGAGGUUCGCACAUUACCACAUAUGAUAAAAAAUACUAUGAUCACCAUGGAGACUGCACUUACGUCCUUUCUAAGCACUGUAAAGAUGAAACAUUCACCAUCCUGGUAGAACUACGCAAAUGUGGCCUAACAGACACUGAGACAUGCUUAAAGACAGUGACCCUCAACAUGAAUAAAGGACAAACUCUCAUUGAGGUCAAACCUGAUGGUGGUGUGUUUGUGAACUCGAUCUACACCCAGCUGCCCAUUUCAGCAGCUAAUGUCACCGUGUUCAGACCUUCAACAUUCUUCAUCAUCAUGCAGACAAAGUUUGGCGUCCACCUUGAAAUCCAAAUCACACCCAUCAUGCAAGUGUUUGUGCGACUGGAUCCUAUUUUCAAAGACCAGACCUGUGGUCUCUGUGGAAAUUUCAAUGAUAACCAAAUGGAUGACUUCAAGGCCAUAAGUGGAAUAAUUGAAGGAACAGCAACAGCAUUUGCUAAUACAUGGAAAACUCAGGCUUUAUGCCCUAAUAUCCAGCACAGUUUUGAGAACCCUUGUGCACUCAGCAUUGAUAAUGAAAAAUAUGCUCAGCAUUGGUGUGGACUACUAAGUGAUAGCAAAGGACCUUUUGCUGAUUGUCACUAUGCAGUGAAUCCCUCUGUUUACCACACGAACUGCAUGUUUGACACAUGUAACUGCGAAAAUAGUGAGGACUGUCUGUGUGCAGCCCUGUCUUCCUAUGUGAGAGCUUGUGCUGCAAAAGGAAUCCAGCUGCGUGGAUGGAGGACUGAUGUCUGCUCAAAAUACACCACCUCAUGUCCCAAAUCCCUAAGCUACAGCUAUACCAUCUCUUCCUGUCAACCAACUUGUCGGUCUCUGAGUGAGCCUGAUGUCACAUGCAACAUUAAGUUUGUCCCAGUUGAUGGCUGCACCUGCGUAAAUGGAACCUACAUGGAUGAGAGUGGCAAAUGUGUGCCUGCUAAUGAAUGCCCCUGUUACUACCGAGGAUCUCCCAUAGCAUUUGGAGAAGUUGUCCAUGAAAAUGGGCUUGUAUGCACUUGCAUCCAGGGAAGACUGAAUUGCAUUGGAGAACCCAAGCCAACUCCAGUGUGUGAAUCUCCCAUGGUCUACUUUGACUGUAGAAACAUCACUGCAGGAACAACUGGAGCAGAAUGUCAAAAAAGUUGCAAGACUCUGGAUAUGGAGUGUUAUAGCACGCAAUGUGUACCUGGCUGCAUGUGCCCAGCUGGGCUUGUGUUAGAUGAGAAUGGUGGUUGUAUUUCUGAUGAGAAAUGUCCGUGUAUUCACAAUGAAGCCAUAUAUCAGCCUGGGGAAAAGAUCAACGUUGACUGUAACACCUGUGUAUGCAAGAAUAGGAAGUGGGAAUGCACCGAAGAUCAAUGUCUGGGCACUUGUGCUGUUUAUGGAGAUGGUCAUUAUAAUACCUUUGAUGACAAAAGGUUCAGCUUCAAUGGAAACUGUGAAUACACACUAGUCCAGGACCACUGUGGGAAAAGUGGCACAGCCAAUGGGACCUUCAGGGUUAUCACUGAAAAUAUUCCCUGUGGCAACACUGGGACAACUUGCUCAAAAUCUAUCAAAGUUUUCUUAGAGAGCUAUGAACUUAUACUUUUGGAGGAGCAUGUCAGUGUUAUAAAGAGAGGACAAAAUCAUGAGGUGCCAUAUACAUUCCGCUAUAUGGGUAUUUACUUGGUAAUUGAGACCACAAGUGGACUGAUCCUCAUGUGGGACAAGAAAACCAGCAUCUUCAUCAAGCUCAGCCCUGAUUUUAAGGGCCAGAUCUGUGGCCUCUGUGGAAAUUAUGAUGGCAACGGCAUCAAUGACUUUACUACAAGGAGUCAGUCUGUGGUAGAGAAUGUCCUCGAGUUUGGAAACAGCUGGAAAGUAUCCUCUACAUGUCCUGAUGCUUACAGCGUGAAGGACCCAUGUUCUACCAACCCGUAUCGAAAGUCCUGGUCAGAGAAGCAGUGUAGCAUCAUCAACAGCAACGUCUUUGCCACCUGUCACUCUCAGGUUGAACCAGCAAAAUAUUACCAAGCAUGUGUGACGGAUGCUUGUGCAUGUGACACUGGAGGAGACUGUGAUUGCUUCUGUACAGCAGUAGCUGCCUAUGCUCAAGCAUGUAGUGAAGUUGGUGUCUGCGUAGCCUGGAGAACCCCAUCAAUCUGUCCACUGUUCUGUGAUUACUACAAUCAACAAGGGGAAUGUGAAUGGCACUAUAAGCCUUGUGGAGCCUCCUGUAUGAAGACCUGUAGGAACCCAAGCGGAAAAUGCCUCCACAACUUGCCAGGUUUAGAAGGCUGCUACCCUAACUGCCCGCCAGACAAGCCAUAUUUUCAUGAGGAUCAGAUGAAGUGCGUCAGUCUCUGUGACUGUUAUGAUAAUGAAGAUGGAAAGAUAUAUAGACGGGAUGAAUGUCGUUUAUGUGAAUGCACAUCAGAAGGUUUACAGUGCAAGUUUGACGAUAAAGAAGUGACAACUGCAACGCCAGUGACAACUGUAUGUGUAAAGAACGUAUGUGCAUGGUCAGAAUGGUAUGAUUCCACACAGCCUGAAAACAAAGAGGACAGUGGAGAUUAUGAAACAUUUGAAAAUCUCAGAGGAAAAGGAUACAGCGUAUGUAAAAACCCAAAUGGUGUUCAAUGCAGAGCCAAAGAACACCCAGAUACAGAAAUAAACAAUCUUAACCAAACAGUACACUGUAGUCAAAGCAAAGGAUUAAUAUGCAAUAACACAGACCAACAAUCAAAGCACUGCUAUAAUUAUGAAAUCAGAAUAUCAUGCUGCAGCUAUAUACCAUGUUCAGAAAUAUCAACUAUAACACCAACAACCACAGAAGAAUUGACAACUACUGCUGUAAAAUCAACACCAUUUACGUUACAGACGAAGAUAAAACCAACAACAAAUACUAAAGAAACUGAAGCACAAAAAACCAAAAUACCUACAGUAUCACCGAAAACAACAGAGAGCACGACUCCUCUAACUUCAGUUACAGCACAGACAUCACAAGUCUCAACAGCAAGUUAUCAGACAACAUCAGCUCCAGGAGAAAUCAUCACGGUGGCAACGCAGCCUACAGCAUCAUCGACUACGGCCUCCACUGUCCCCGAACCAAAAAUAAAAACCACCACUGCCACCACAGUUGUCCCCAGUACCACUGCCCCACCAACACAAGGCACAACAAUCAUCACUACCACCAGCAAUGCCAGCACCUCCAGGACCACCGAGAGAAGCACCACAACAUCCACAGCCACGUCUGCUCCAGCAGAAACCUCCACUGUGGCAACCCAGCCUCCAACAUCACCCACUACCGCCUCCACUGUCCCUGAACCAAAAAUAAAAACCACCAUUGGCACCACAGUUGUCCCCAGUACCACUGUCCCGUCAACAGAAGGCACAACCAUCAUCACUACCACCAGCAGUGCCAGCACCACCAACACCUCUCUGCCUCUGACAGAAGGCACAACCACCAUCACCACACCUACAGUGCCCACCUCAGCAGGCAGCAGUGCCAGCACCUCCAGGACCACCGAGAGAAGCACCACAACAUCCACAGCCAUCACUGCCCCACCAACACAAGGCACAACCAUCAUCACUACCACCAGCAGUGCCAGCACCUCCAGGACCACCGAGAGAAGCACCACAACGACCACAGCCACGUCUGCUCCAGCAGAAACCUCCACUGCGGCACCCCAGCCUCCAACAUCACCCACUACUGCCUCCAAUGUCCCCGAACCAAAAAUAAAAACCACCACUGGCACCACGGUUGUCCCCAGUACCACUGCCCCACCAACACAAGCCACAACCAUCAUCACUACCACCAGCAGGGCCAGCACCUCCAGCACCACCGAGAGAAGCACCACAACGUCCACAGCCACGUCUGCUCCAGCAGAGACCUCCACUGUGGCAACCCAGCCUCCAACAUCACCCACUACUGCCUCCACUGUCCCCGAACCAAAAAUAAAAACCACCAUUGGCACCACAGUUGUCCCCAGUACCACUGCCCCACCAACAGAAGGCACAACUGUCAUCACUACCACACGCAGGGCCAGCACCACCAACACCUCUCCACCUCUGACAGAAGGCACAACCACCAUCACCACAGCCACACCUACAGUGCCCACCUCAGCAGCCAGCAGUGCGAGCACCUCCAGGACCACCGAGAGAAGCACCACAACAUCCACAGCCACGUCUGCUCCAGCAGAAACCUCCACUGUGGCAACCCAGCCUCCAACAUCACCCACUACUGCCUCCAGUGUCCCCGAACCAAAAAUAAAAACCACCACUGCCACCACAGUUGUCCCCAAUACCACUGCACCACUAACACAAGGCACAACCACCACCACCACACCCACACCUACAGUGCCCACCUCAGCAGCCAGCAGUGCCAGCAGUGCCUUCAGGACCAUCGAGAGAAGCACCACAACGUCCACAGCCACCACUGCCCCACCAACACAAGGCACAACCACCAGCACCACACCCACACCUACAGUGCCCACCUCAGCAGCCAGCAGUGCCAGCAGUGCCUUCAGGACCACCGAGAGAAGCACCACAACGACCACAGCCACGUCUGCUCCAGCAGAAACCUCCACUGCGGCACCCCAGCCUCCAACAUCACCCACUACUGCCUCCACUGUCCCCGAACCAAAAAUAAAAACCACCACUGGCACCACGGUUGUCCCCAGUACCACUGCCCCACCAACACAAGCCACAACCAUCAUCACUACCACCAGCAGGGCCAGCACCACCAACACCUCUCCGCCUCUUACACAAGGCACAACAACCAUCACCACACCUACAGUGCCCACCUCAGCAGCCAGCAGUGCCAGCACCUCCAGGACCACCGAGAGAAGCACCACAACGUCCACAGCCACGUCUGCUCCAGCAGAAACCUCCACUGUGGCGACCCAGCCUCCAACGUCACCCAUGACCGCCUCCACUGUCCCCGAACCAAAAAUAAAAACCACCAUUGCCACCACUGUUGUCCCCAGUACCACUGCACCACCAACACAAGGCACAACCACCAUCACCACACCCACGCCUACAGUGCCCACCACCAGCAGGGCCAGCACCACCAACACCUCUCCGCCUCUGACAGAAGGCACAACCACCAUCACCACACCAGCAUCAACAGUGCCCACCUCAGCAGCCAUCACCACUGUCAGCACCUCCGAGACCACAAAGAGCUGCCAGCAGCGCUGUACCUGGACGCAAUGGUUUGACUUGGAUUCCCCUAGUCCUGGUAGCGAAAAUGGAGACAUAGAGACGUUUGCAAAAAUCCGAGCUGCUGGGUAUGCACUGUGCGACAAGCCACAAGACAUCAAGUGCCGUGCUAAAGAUUACCCUGAUAGGAGUCUGGACAAAUUGGGACAGACAUUUGAGUGCAGCGUUGACACUGGGCUUGUGUGCCGAAAUAAGGAUCAGAUCACAAAGUACCCCAUAUGCUUCAACUAUGAGGUCAGGGUGCUGUGCUGUGACCGUAAACACUGCCAGACAACAUCAGCACCUCCAGGCACCACUGCAGGCUCCUCUACCAGUGUCUUUCCUGCAGAAACCUCCACCGUAGCAACCCAAACUCCCGCACCACUAACUACCACCUCCACCCUCCCCAAGACAGCAAUGACAACCACCACCGGCACCACGGUUGUCCCCAGUACCACUGCCCCACCAACAGAAGGCACAACUGUCAUCACCACCACCAGCAGGGCCAGCACCACCAACACCUCUCCGCCUCUGACAGAAGGCACAACCACCAUCACCACACCCACACCUACAGUGCCCACCUCAGCAGCCAGCAGUGCCAGCACCUCCAGGACCACCGAGAGAAGCACCACAACGUCCACAGCCACGUCUGCUCCAGCAGAGACCUCCACUGUGGCAACCCAGCCUCCAACAUCACUCACUACUGCCUCCAGUGUCCCCGAACCAAAAAUAAAAACCACCACUGCCACCACAGUUGUCCCCAGUACCACUGCCCCACCAACACAAGGUACAACCAUCAUCACUACCAUCAGCAGUGCUAGCACCUCCAGCACCACCGAGAGAAGCACCACAACGACCACAGCCACGUCUGCUCCAGCAGAAACCUCCACUGCGGCACCCCAGCCUCCAACAUCACCCACUACUGCCUCCACUGUCCCCGAACCAAAAAUAAAAACCACCACUGGCACCACGGUUGUCCCCAGUACCACUGCCCCACCAACACAAGCCACAACCAUCAUCACUACCACCAGCAGGGCCAGCACCACCAACACCUCUCCGCCUCUUACACAAGGCACAACAACCAUCACCACACCUACAGUGCCCACCUCAGCAGCCAGCAGUGCCAGCACCUCCAGGACCACCGAGAGAAGCACCACAACAUCCACAGCCACGUCUGCUCCAGCAGAAACCUCCACUGCGGCACCCCAGCCUCCAACAUCACCCACUACUGCCUCCAAUGUCCCCGAACCAAAAAUAAAAACCACCACUGGCACCACGGUUGUCCCCAGUACCACUGCCCCACCAACACAAGCCACAACCAUCAUCACUACCACCAGCAGGGCCAGCACCUCCAACACCUCUCCAUCUCUGACAGAAGGCACAACCAGCAUCACCACACCUACAGUGCCCACCUCAGCAGCCAGCAGUGCCAGCACCUCCAAGACCACCGAGAGAAGCACCACAACCUCCACAGCCACGUCUGCUCCAGCAGAGACCUCCACUGUGGCAACCCAGCCUCCAACAUCACCCACUACUGCCUCCACUGUCCCCGAACCAAAAAUAAAAACCACCACUGGCACCACGGUUGUCCCCAGUACCACUGCCCCACCAACAGAAGGCACAACUGUCAUCACUACCACCCGCAGGGCCAGCACCACCAACACCUCUCCACCUCUGACAGAAGGCACAACCACCAUCACCACAGCCACACCUACAGUGCCCACCUCAGCAGCCAGCAGUGCCAGCACCUCCAGGACCACCGAGAGAAGCACCACAACAUCCACAGCCACGUCUGCUCCAGCAGAAACCUCCACUGUGGCAACCCAGCCUCCAACAUCACCCACUACUGCCUCCAGUGUCCCCGAACCAAAAAUAAAAACCACCACUGCCACCACAGUUGUCCCCAAUACCACUGCACCACUAACACAAGGCACAACCACCACCACCACACCCACACCUACAGUGCCCACCUCAGCAGCCAGCAGUGCCAGCAGUGCCUUCAGGACCAUCGAGAGAAGCACCACAACGUCCACAGCCACCACUGCCCCACCAACACAAGGCACAACCAUCAUCACUACCACCAGCAGUGCCAGCACCUCCAGGACCACCGAGAGAAGCACCACAACGACCACAGCCACGUCUGCUCCAGCAGAAACCUCCACUGCGGCACCCCAGCCUCCAACAUCACCCACUACUGCCUCCACUGUCCCCGAACCAAAAAUAAAAACCACCACUGGCACCACGGUUGUCCCCAGUACCACUGCCCCACCAACACAAGCCACAACCAUCAUCACUACCACCAGCAGGGCCAGCACCACCAACACCUCUCCGCCUCUUACACAAGGCACAACAACCAUCACCACACCUACAGUGCCCACCUCAGCAGCCAGCAGUGCCAGCACCUCCAGGACCACCGAGAGAAGCACCACAACGUCCACAGCCACGUCUGCUCCAGCAGAAACCUCCACUGUGGCAACCCAGCCUCCAACGUCACCCACUACUGCCUCCACUGUCCCCGAACCAAAAAUAAAAACCACCAUUGCCACCACUGUUGUCCCCAGUACCACUGCACCACCAACACAAGGCACAACCACCAUCACCACACCCACGCCUACAGUGCCCACCACCAGCAGGGCCAGCACCACCAACACCUCUCCGCCUCUGACAGAAGGCACAACCACCAUCACCACACCAGCAUCAACAGUGCCCACCUCAGCAGCCAUCACCACUGUCAGCACCUCCGAGACCACAAAGAGCUGCCAGCAGCGCUGUACCUGGACGCAAUGGUUUGACUUGGAUUCCCCUAGUCCUGGUAGCGAAAAUGGAGACAUAGAGACGUUUGCAAAAAUCCGAGCUGCUGGGUAUGCACUGUGCGACAAGCCACAAGACAUCAAGUGCCGUGCUAAAGAUUACCCUGAUAGGAGUCUGGACAAACUGGGACAGACAUUUGAGUGCAGCGUUGACACUGGGCUUGUGUGCCGAAAUAAGGAUCAGAUCACAAAGUACCCCAUAUGCUUCAACUAUGAGGUCAGGGUGCUGUGCUGUGACCGUAAACACUGCCAGACAACAUCAGCACCUCCAGGCACCACUGCAGGCUCCUCUACCACAGUCUUUCCUGCAGAAACCUCCACCGUAGCAACCCAAACUCCCGCACCACUAACUACCACCUCCACCCUCCCCAAGACAGCAAUGACAACCACCACCGGCACCACGGUUGUCCCCAGUACCACUGCCCCACCAACAGAAGGCACAACUGUCAUCACCACCACCAGCAGGGCCAGCACCACCAACACCUCUCCGCCUCUGACAGAAGGCACAACCACCAUCACCACACCCACACCUACAGUGCCCACCUCAGCAGCCAGCAGUGCCAGCACCUCCAGGACCACCGAGAGAAGCACCACAACGUCCACAGCCACGUCUGCUCCAGCAGAAACCUCCACUGCGGCAACCCAGCCUCCAACAUCACCCACUACUGCCUCCAAUGUCCCCGAACCAAAAAUAAAAACCACCACUGGCACCACGGUUGUCCCCAGUACCACUGCCCCACCAAGACAAGGCACAACCAUCAUCACUACCAUCAGCAGUGCUAGCACCUCCAGCACCACCGAGAGAAGCACCACAACGUCCACAGUCAUGUCUGCUCCAGCAGAGACCUCCACUGUGGCAACCCAGCCUCCAACAUCACCCACUACUGCCUCCACUGUCCCCGAACCAAAAAUAAAAACCACCAUUGCCACCACGGUUGUCCCCAGUACCACUGCCCCACCAACACAAGCCACAACCAUCAUCACUACCACCAGCAGUGCCAGCACCUCCAGGAUCACCGAGAGAAGCACCACAACCUCCGCACCCACAUAUUCUCCAGCAGAAACCUCCACUGCGGCACCCCAGCCUCCAACAUCACCCGCUACCGCCUCCACUCCCCCCCCUUCACGAAUUACAAGCACCAUAGGCGGUACAGCUAUUCUUAGAACAUCUGUUUCUUCUACUGGACCAAGUCCUGCCACCACUUUUUUUCCUACAACUUUCACUACCACAAGCAGCCCAGUAGCUACAAGUGGUACAUCACAAUCAAGUCAUGUUACAACGAGCACUUCUACAAUCUUCAGUUCUUCCCCCAGCACACCUGUCACAACAGAAGCAAGUACAUAUGUUACAUCAAGUGCAACAGCUCCAUGUUUUUGCCAUGUGUUUGGUAAUUUCUUUUCUCCUGGGGAAGUGGUGUACAACAGAACCGAUAGGGCUGGCUGUAAUUUCUACGCACUUUGCAGCAAGGAAUGCGAAAUUGAGCCGUUUCAGGGGCCAUGUCCUUCGACAACUCCUUUCACUUCAGCCGCCUCAGAAACUACAACACAAGCCGCCUCAUCCACAGAACGCGUAUUUCCUUCUGUCUCACCAACCACAGCAACAUCCCUCACAACUCCAGUAGAAAGAAACUGCACUGAUGUCAGUCCUCCACGAAAGCCUGGAGAGAACUGGACAAGUGAAUGCCAGCAGUGUGUCUGUGACCUCAUCACUAGUACCGUACAAUGCGAGCGGCUCCCAUGCCAAACAGUUCAGACACCAAUUUGUGACCUAGGAUUUGUUACCGUGCCUGUACUACCACCAAAAGACCCAUGUUGUCCUGAAUAUGAAUGCCAACCACUACCUGACAUCUGUGUGAUUAAUGGUACAAUCUACCCGGUUGGAAUGUCAAUAGUAAUCAAUUCAUGUAAGAAAUGUACCUGCAGUUCUGAGAAAGAUCCAGUGACUAAAGCAAAUAUUGUGCAUUGUGAAACAGUUCAGUGUGAAACAUCUUGCCCACUGGGUCAUCAAUAUAUGACUGAGGAUGGAGAGUGCUGUGGGAAGUGUAUUGAGGUAGCUUGCAAAGUCAAACUAAGUAACAACACUGUUCAGGUGCUCAAGGUUAAUGAGAUCCUGCCACUUGAUCAUUGCAGCCAUUACAAAUGUGAAAAAAUUGAAGAUCAAUUUGUUGCAGUCCAAACUAAAAAAAUAUGCCCUGAGUACGACCCAGGAGAGUGUGAUCCUGAUGAAGCAGAGACUACUCCAGAUGGCUGCUGCAAAAUAUGUAAACCCACAAACUGCAAACCUUACACCAAGAAAACUGUGAUCCGCCAAGGUGACUGUGAAUCUUCUGAACCUGUUGAGCUGAGAUAUUGUGAAGGAACUUGUCCUGGCUCCUCAGUGUAUUCUCUUGAAGCAAACCAGAUGCAACACGAGUGUAGUUGCUGCCAAGAAUACAGCAGCCAAACAAGAGAGGUGACCCUGACUUGCCAAAAUGGAACAAGCAUAAAUUAUAACUAUGUCUAUGUGGAACAAUGCCAGUGUAUGAACGCAUGCACUUCGAAGACCUCUACAGCACAUAGUUCCCAGCUGAAACAAUCUGCAGCAUAUGCUUCCCAAUGGAAAACCAGCAGAAGAUAG
This is a messenger RNA of Gavia stellata (red-throated loon), 12036 nucleotides long. Its product is annotated as mucin-2. Lineage: Eukaryota; Metazoa; Chordata; Aves; Gaviiformes; Gaviidae. The record is from RefSeq and is a predicted model, not a curated record. Bases 1 to 12036 code for a protein of 4011 amino acids. Gene Ontology annotation, molecular function: protein binding. Gene Ontology annotation, cellular component: extracellular matrix. The transcript has 43 exons.